Messenger RNA from Labeo rohita (rohu), 3398 nucleotides. RefSeq names its product bone morphogenetic protein 3 (gene bmp3). The transcript is spliced from 3 exons. NCBI's taxonomy places the organism in Eukaryota, Metazoa, Chordata, Actinopteri, Cypriniformes, Cyprinidae. Gene Ontology annotation, cellular component: extracellular region. The record is from RefSeq and is a predicted model, not a curated record. Gene Ontology annotation, molecular function: cytokine activity; growth factor activity. Gene Ontology annotation, biological process: BMP signaling pathway; osteoblast differentiation; SMAD protein signal transduction. Bases 395 to 1753 code for a protein of 452 amino acids.
UGUCCGACUGCUCCCAUAAGCCCUAUAUAUUACUAGCGCAACAAGCUUUACCUUCAAUGAACGCAGGGAAGAGGCGCGAUUGGCUGAGAACAGCAUCGCUCAGACACAAAACCGAGGACCAAGCCUGACCAUCAGGAGUACAGCAGAUCAAACUCACACGGACGUCCUCGCACAUUUUGCACAGGGACUGUGAUAUCUGCUGCAGGAACGUCGAUCUUUGGAAACGUGCAUUUGGACUACAUCAAAGUGACAUCUUGUUUAAAUUGACCCGCUCCGUUUGCUUUAUUUUGGGGGUCCAUGUGAUGCUCUCCCUCUCAAGAGACAAGAGUUUGGAAGCGCAUUCAGCACUGAUAUACUACACCUAGAUCAGCUACUACAGUCCCGUACCUCCAGCAUGGAUCGCUGUCAACGACUGUUUAUCCUCCUGUUGGGAUGGGGUUAUCUGUGCUGUGGAUACUGUGCUGUGCUUAAAACACCCUUUACGGGCUUCUCAAAAGACAUGCAAUUUGGACAAAAAGUGGAAGCGCAAGAUAAGCAACAUGCAAAGAAAACCGAGCAGGACACGCUGUCAGAACACAUGCAGAUGCUCUACGCCAAAUACACCAGCGCGGGAUUCCCUCUCAAAGAUGGGAACACUGUCCGCAGCUUCAAAGGACAUUUGGGGACCAUCAACGAUAAGCAGUUACAGAUCUUCAACCUCACUUCGCUCACCAAAUCUGAGGAUGUUCUCUCAGCGACGCUGCACUACUACAUUGGUGACCUGCAGAACAGCAGCCACAGAUGCACAAGGCACAAGAGUUGUACUCACCAUAACCUCAGAAGACAAGGUCAUGUUCACCUUGAUAUCUGGAGCUUCAGCUUUGUGGAUAACACCACCAGAACAGUGGGCCAUUUCUCCAUUAACAUCUCCACAAUGUACCGGGACUUCAUAUCAUGGCAGUGGAAAGACAUUACUCGUGUAGUCAACCAAGCCAAGCAACACGGCCAGCUUCUCAUAGGCGUUGACAUUGACUCAAAAGGACGUCAACCUUGGAAGAAACUCUUGUCACAUAGGUCUCCUUACAUUCUGGUCUACGCAAAUGACUCGGCUAUCUCAGAGCCCGAGAGUGUCGUGUCCACCCUGCAGAGACACAAAAGCAGACUGGUGCCUAAUCUUCAUAUGCUCGAAAUACACAACCGCAGUGCCUCCUCACAACAUCGGACCAAGCGGUCCGCCAACAUCCUGCUGCCGCUACAGAACAAUGAACUUCCAGGCCCCGAGUACAAUUAUGAGGUACCUACAUGGGACGAGACCAGCCCUUAUGAUCCAGUGGAGAGUAAACCAGUCAAGCGUCCUCGCAAGAAGCCUCGCAAGAAUCCUCGGCACAAGAACCCUCUCCUGCAGUUUGAUGAGCAGACCAUUAAAAAAGCACGGAAGAAGCAGUGGAACGAGCCAAAGAACUGCGCUCGCAGAUAUUUAAAGGUUGAUUUUGCAGAUAUCGGCUGGAGCGAGUGGAUUAUCUCCCCCAAGUCUUUUGAUGCGUACUACUGCUCGGGGUCAUGUCAGUUCCCCAUGCCAAAGUCUUUGAAACCUUCGAACCACGCCACCAUUCAGAGCAUCGUACGGGCGGUGGGAGUGGUCCCGGGCAUCCCAGAGCCCUGCUGCGUACCCGAAAAGAUGUCUUCCCUCAGCAUCCUCUUCUUUGAUGAAGACAAGAACGUGGUCCUCAAGGUCUACCCAAAUAUGACAGUGGACUCCUGUGCCUGUCGGUAAACGCUUUGGUCUUUUCCACCAGCCUCCCUCCCUUAAACUGAUUCCCAAUUUUUGCACUGGAAGAAAGACUGAAGAUGUUCAUUUCAUAACCCUUGAAGAACUGUCUCCAGCUUUAAGGAUUGUGAAGAGCGAAGUGCUUUUCCAGAAGGAAUUCAUUACUGUUAGCAGGAGGCUUUGUUGCAUCAGUAGAGAUAUGAGCAUAUAAAGAGACUGUCCGUCUGCGGUUGACCAGGAAGUUCUCAUGUUUCUAUAACCUCAGCAGUUAAGCAAACAUUUGCUGUCAUCCACCAUGUUUCUGUACAGUUUGUAUAAUCUUGUCAUUAUUAUAGCUAUAUUUUUGCUACAGAGGCAUUGAUUGACUCUCAUUGUUCAUAUUCUAUGGCUGCUAUACCGAGGUAGACUUUUAACUCCAGAGCCCAAAUGUGCUGAAAAGUGGACUUUUGGAAAAAAAAAAAAAGAAAAGGUAUCUCCUUUUGUUGUUGUGUCAAAAAAAAAUGAUCUAUAUUAAAAUGAUUACCUAUAUAAGUUACAUAUUCAGUUUUCCACAUUAAGCUUAAAACAGUGUUUAAUUUCUGGGUGAUUCUGUAUUGAAUGUCUUUAAAUCUUCAGAAAAUAUAUCUAUUUAUUUUCUCCGAAAAUGUGCAUUGUUACAAGCUUACAUGUAAUAGUCCUACAUCACAUUUUGUUUAGUCAAGCUUUUUGCAAUUGCAAUUGUAAAUAUGUCCAAUCGUGUUUCCGUCUGACCUACUAAUACAAGGUUGCAUCCUCACAUUUAAUUGAAUUCAUAUUCGCAUUCUGUUUCAGUUUUGUUCAGAAAACUUUUCUGUCAUUCCAAACUGCAAAUAGAUUUCAAAAGACCAGAUGUUAUAUUAUAAAAUAUGUUAAGGAAGAUUAUGAAACUUAUAUGCCUUUGUCUCUUAACACAACAAUGCCUAUAUAAAGUGCCUUACCACAUUAAAAAAAGAUUCAUCAUACAUUCAAAUGAAUAUUUAUAUUUCACAAAGACGAGUGUAACUUAUGUAAUGUUUGUUUUGGCAAAAAUAUUUUUAGUCUAUAUCAGUUUAUUUGGAUAAAAUGUGAUAUAUGAUUUCUGUAUACAUUUUGUACUGUUUUUACUUUGAAAUUAGCCUAGAACUAAAGCAACGACAUAUCAUAAGCUGCAUGUUCAUAAACGGAGUGUUUGUUUUUUUUCGUUGAUGUAUGGACAACAGAGAAAUGUACACAUCUAUGUAAAAGUGGGCUAUUAUCUUAAUAUAUAAUACAUACGUCAAGAAACACUAUGUAAAGCACUCCUUUAGCAUUUGUGUAAUAUAUUUUUUUGGAAGGCUUCCACCACACUGUGCGUUUUGUAAAUGUUAUGAUGUAGGUGAAAGGAUGUGCUUUGUAUUAUAAGCUUCAUAAGAAAAUUAUAUUUGUAUAUGGAAAUGACCUUUAAAGCAUUUAUUUAUUUUCUGUAUGAUGCCUUCUGUAUCUUAAUUUUGUGAAGCGCAGAGGGGCUUCAUUAAAUAUUCAUUGAGCUUUGCUGCACAAAGGUCAGACAGGGGUGCGAAAGGAAGCAAUACAUGACUCAAAUGAGUAUCAAUGCUUAUUUUUGUAACAUCUCCCUAGUUGAAAGAAUCCCUUUUGGCAGACCAUUCAAAGAAAA